Xyrichtys novacula (pearly razorfish) is the source of this 12200-nucleotide messenger RNA. The record is from the annotation of a GenBank genome assembly. Lineage: Eukaryota; Metazoa; Chordata; Actinopteri; Labriformes; Labridae.
CCUGCACAAUGUAAAGACAAACAAGUCCGGGUCUGCAGAGGGACGAUGAGUUCGGGGAUUUAAUAGCUGUCAUCUCCACUCGCUGCAGAGUUGCACGUGGAGCUGCGUGGAUGAUGGACGCAGCGAGCACAGACACCCCCGUCAGCCCUGAGGAGGUCAAGGUGCAGAAAGGAUUUGAGACAAAGUGAGUCCAUUCAUCAUAACUUUACUGCAGUUUAAUGACACCGUCUUAAGUUUACAGGCAACUCAACUGGUCAAAAUCAAAAGUCUGGUGGUCACAAUUUAAGGUCAGGUGACUUUAAUGUCUUUAUUUCUACAUUAUCUACACGUGUAAUAACCCAUUUGAAUAAUUUAUUAUACCCUUAGAUGUGCCAAAAUAUUCAAGAAUCCUUUUGUCACCAAGUUUUUUAACCAGCAGCUCCUAAAACUGGCAGCAGCCCACAUCAGAAAUACACCCGCUUCCUGACACCUUUCUGUGCUGGAUCCAUCUAAAAAGAUAGAUUCUCAAUGCUCAGCAGUAAUAGACUUGCAAAACAAGAGUUUCAGCUAAAUUAUUUACAGCAACCCUAUUAGUAUGAAGUCUCAGAGAGGGUUGAGACUGGAGGGGCUGCAGAUAGGCCUCUCUGUCUCUGUCAGGGUGUCACUGAUAAACAGGAGCGUCUGGUAGAUGGUGACACAGGAAACCGUGUUCAGAAGAGCAGGCCGAAACACAUCAUGGUUUCUCUGUUCUUGUUUUACCUUGUUUGACUUGGCUUUCAGAAGAGUACUGAGGUUGUGUGCCAUGAUAGCAUCUCUGUAUACCCUCCACCCAUCUCAACCUCCAAUGAAGGGGAGUAAAUGGGGAGUGGGGUCUAAAACUCAAAGGGAUCUAUGAUUAAUAUGUAGAUUGAAUUUUUGAUUUAUUUUUGUAAAGACUUUCAGUGAUGAAAAAGAGUCAUUAGCGACCUUGAAUGUACUUCAUAACAUCACAAUCAGAGCCACAAAUCUGUUCUUAAAGAGCAGCGGUUCCCUUAGAUGACUACAAACAAGCUGACAAGCAAAGACCUGAAACAUAAACACCAAGUAACCAUGUUUAGUCUAAUCUGAUGUGGAAUUAACCCAUCUCAAAAUGAAAGUUAGGAUUAGGGUUAUUUAUAACAAUGAUUAUCAAAUUAGAAGAAAAACCUUGGUGUUCUUCGGACUCUAUGGGAAUACCCUGUAGUCUUCCUGACUGAAUUUACGCUGGAGUCACAUUCAAAUUAAACUUCAUAUAACAAGAAGGUCUAGAUUGAACUCUUAUAAAACUGUUAAAUAGCACUUUUCACAGAGAGCCAACUUCAUGCACCAGUGUGAAAGCACUUAACAACAGUGGUGAGAAAACAUCCUGUAACAGUAACAGGCAGAAGACUCAUGGAGAACUGGACACAUGUUGGACAGCCUGAUCGGGCUGGCCUAGGUAAUAGGAUACAAAGGUAAUCAUAACGAUGGGAGUAGAAACAGGAGAAAUGUUAUGUCCUUUUCCUGUGUUAGCUUUUACUACGUACCCACUAUGUUAAGGGUCGGUUUUGACCCGUGUCUUAAAUCAGCUGUAAAUUACACUAAAAACAAUUCUCUAUCAGCCAAUUUGGUUCUCAUCUCUAGGUUAACUUGUGAGGCUUCAUUAUCCAUGAAAAUAUUACCCUCAUACAGACAUCUAUACUGAAUUGAUCUCACAUGUCUGGACAUGUCUGAAGUUGUUUUUGUGCAGGGAAAAACACGGCAAAAUGAGAAUUUACUAAAUCUCACAUGAUUAGAAGAAGAUCUGACUGUCAGUGUGGUGCCUGACAGUUCACUUAUGAUUUCAGUUUUUGCGCUAAUCAGUAGAUAUUGAUCUAACCAGAUCAACAGCGACCCUAACACGACAAGUGCCAUAAUUUUAGAGCAUUUUAUAAUUUAGUCAAUUUAAAUUUUUUAUUUUUAUUUUAUUGAAAUGGAGGUUCCUGACAAAGUCAUAAAGUCUUGAUGCAAAAAAGCUAAUUUAAGUUGUUCUUUUAAGCAUUUAAAAUCAAAAGCGGGUCGGUGCAGACCCUAACACAGGACGAGGGGGGUUAAAUAAACGUUAAAAAAGCUGUACUUCUGCCUUUUAAGAAUUUACUGAACGCUCCUUCAUGCAACUGGAGUCAGAUGCAUGAGUCUGCAGUGGGAGAAGAGGGGCACAUUGUGAGAUGUGAUGGUGGUUGACUAUUUAAACUUUUCUUAGAUGAGAAGAAAAAAGAGUUUUUAAAUUAUUUUCUCGGUUCAAAGGGGAGCCGGUGUGUUGUCACAGAUCUGUAAAUCAGCUGAGUUGUUCUAUUUAAUUACAGGGUGUUCGUCAACAGAAGUUUGACCCUGGAAAAUAUCAAGUGCUAUGGAUUUGACAUGGACUACACUAUGGCAUGUAUGUAAAAAGAUUGGUGUAGUACCAUAAUUACAUGAUCUAUCUGUUUUGUUUGGUGUUUUUUACUGAACUGUGAAUACGAGAAGUGUCAGCCUCAAGUGUUGUGCUGUGUGUGUGUUUGGUUGCAGUGUACCAAUCUCCAGACUAUGAGAGCCUCGGCUUUGAGAUGAUAAGAGACAGAAUGGUCUCGAAAGGGUACCCUCAUGAGAUUCUACGCUACACAUAUGACCCCAGCUUCCCCACACGGUAGGUUUUACAUCUGCCCCUGUAACAGAGUUUCCCAAAGCUUUCUGUUUGGUCAGGAUAAAUCCCCUGAAUGAACCAAAUAGUUAUCUGUUCUGGGUUACAUGUCAUAUAUGUGCCUUGCCUCUCCGUUCAUAUCAUGUCUUGGUAACCAUGUUUCACUGCCUUAUCUUUUUUCUCCCCACCCUCAGCGGUUUAGUGAUUGACUCCACGUACGGGAACCUCCUUAAAGUGGAUGCAAACGGGAACAUUUUAGUGUGCAGCCAUGGCUUUCGCUUCCUUCACGGGUAAAGUUUCAACUUUGACUAUACUCUGUAAAACUUAUUUGAACUCUUGAGCUCCAGAGACACACAGAACUAAAAAUGCAAAAGUUAUCGCUAAGAAUCAAACCAGCUUUAUACAGUUGAAUUAAAACUUUUAGAAGGAGUUACUUACUGAGACUCUUUUUACGACCUAUAAAAGCAGACUUGACCAUCAGCAAUAAUACUGAUAUUAUCUUUGCCUGUGAUUGAAGCCUCGGGGUAGGUGCAGGUUUUCUCAGCACACUGAGGUAACUGCUUUUACUAUGUUGUCCACUGCAGGUUUGUGGAAUCAGGUUUGUACACAUUUGACUCCAUUACAACUUUAUUUUUGUAACAAUAUGACUCAGAUUUCAUCAGAAAACAUUACAACUUGAUUUUCUUAUUUUCUUAUGUUUAUUCUUGUGAGAACAUGAUUUUCCUACAUCUUAAUGUUCAUGAGAAAAUGAUUUUACUGUGACUUUGUCCUUUAGAGACAGUGAAUUUUUUUUUAAAGUCUUGCUUGAAAAUGUUUAAAUCUUCAAGGAAAAAAAAACCCGAAAUCGUCAAACUCCCGUAAGGAACUUUUGGUUUAUGUCAGUUUUGGCGCCUCCUGUGGUUAAAGCAGUCUUCUUUUAUCUUGUCAUCUACAUGUUUUAGUGUCUUCUAACAAAAAAUUGCAUCUUUCUGACUUUAACAGUCAUAUCUAUUAUUAUUAUUAUUAUUGUAUGUGGACAUUGUAAAAAGGGGUUUUUCUCUUCAGGGGCUUAGCUUAUAUCUACCCCCUCACUCUGGUUUUAGUAACAAUAUAAAAAAAUGUUAAACUUGAUGUUCACUGAUGGUCUUGUUUUCUUCAAUAAAUCACACAAAAACAUCAAUAUCAAUUUUAAACAAUUCAAUGAAUGAAAAAAACGCUCCUUGCUGGAGCUUUAAAAACGUAAUAAUUUUAAUGUUUCCCCAACAAUCCAUCAUAAAGAAUGAGGUCUGUAUGUUAACUGAAACCUAGCGAAGUACCUUAAAGCCAGCUAUGUUUUGAUUCUGAUUUUGUACAGCAGUAAGGCAGCGCUUUGUCAACAUGUUGCAUUGGUUUUGUCGUAAUUUGCAUUAUUAAUCCUGUCAUUACUGUCAUAUGAAAUGAACUGACAUCUCAUACCUUCUCUUAUAAACAAGAAGCGUGUUGUUUUUCUUUGUUAUAAAUCACAAUGACUCAUUUGUUGGUAAACUUAAAUAUAAGAUUAUACUGAUGUAUAGACAGAUUUGUGUUAUUUUAGUUUGGUGAUACUGACCUGUCAUAUGUUUGUUAUCCACAGGGAAGAAAUUCUCAGUUACUACCCCAACAAGUUCAUCCAAAGAGGCGACACUGACCGAUUCUGCAUUCUUAACACCCUCUUCAAUCUCUCAGGUAUUAAACUGACUUAAAGAGCCAUUAAUAAUGUUAAAUUUAACAGUUUGUGCCAGAUUUUUUAUUUUAAUAAACUACAUUCAAAUGCUAAAAUUUCUGCAUGAUAAUAACAAUGUCUGAGUUGAUCAUUUUUGAUAUGUGUUUGCCCACUCGUAUCUGUUUUCAUGCGCCCUGCAGAGACAUAUCUGUACAGCUGUCUCGUGGACUUCUUCACCAGAAAUUCCAGAUACACAAAGUGAGUGACUAUUUUCCCCAAACUCUAAACUUUGACAUUCAAGAGAAUAUCAAACAAACUUCCCUGCACUGUCUCUGCUCUGUUGUAUCUCUCACAGCCUCGAGAAAGGUUUCCAGCACGGAGACUUGUAUAUGUCCUACAGAAGUAUGUAUCAGGAUGUUCGAGAUGCAAUGGACUUUAUUCAUGAUACGGUAUGUUUAUUAAUCUCUGUUCAAAGGAUACAGAAUGGUGCUGUGUUGGCAGCGUAGGAUAUCAGACUGUUGAACUUACUGUUUGUUGUACAGGGAGCCCUGAAAAGUCAAACCAUCAAGAAUUUGGAGAAAUAUGUCGUCUAUGAUGUGAGUAAACCCCCAGAAUUAUGUGUCAAGAUGUAUAUAAAGGUGGGGUAGGCAGGAUCUGAGGAAGUGCCGUUUUCUGGGAGAAAUCCUCGUCUCCCCUCCCUCUCUGCUUUAGCAAGCCCCGCCCACAAAUAGACGCUCCUGCUCACUCAUAUCAUUCCAAUUACUGUAAAUUCAGAUAUAAUGUAAAUAAAUACUUCUGAUAAUUACAAAUGGGGCCCAGUCAACAUGAAAGUAAAAAGCAUUGGUGCCACUGUAGAUGCCAACAGACUACCAGCAAACACAAUGUUUACAGGACUUCUACAACUAGGAUAAAGUGACAUAGUCCAGGACCAGAGGUAAACAGUUUAGCGGCGCUACAACACACAGCAGGUCCCGUUUGACAAGAAAGACUUCUGUUACAGACACUUGGCUUACUUUGUUAAAGCGGUUUACCUGUCCAGCAUAAAGGUUACAAGAGAGUAAGAUCCCGAAGCGCCCCCCAUCAUCGUUUACCCCACUUUUUUUAGCUGUUGUCCAGUCUACCUCCUUUUUAAGCGCUUGUCUUUCUGCCAGAGUCUCCGGUAUUUACCUCAUUGUCUUGCUUGUGUUGGCAGUCAUGGCUAAAGGAGGAUUAAGAAAAUUUUCUGUACUUUCUGGUUGGUUUCUACUGUCCGAUAUUGUAGCACGCUAACUUUGUUUGGGCUCAUGAACGACACGGGGGAGCAGCGUCUGCCUCACAACCAAUCAGGUCGAGGGAGGCGGAGAAUGGCUUUGUUUACAGUCAGAAAGAGUGGGCCGCUCAAAAUGUUUAAAAUGUUGACUACACAGACAGAACAAAACACAGCGAUAUUGUUAUAUCACCAAAUGUCAUCAAUAACUAAUAGCUAUUGACUGAUAUUAAAAGCUUUUUUGUAUAUACACCACAAAAAAAAAACUCCUGCCUAUCCCACCUUUAAGACUGACUUAAAAAAUAAAAAAAGAUUCAAAAGAGAGAAAUGAUUGUUUUGUUUCUUCCUGCAGCCAAAUCUCCCUGUUCUUCUGGGUCGGAUUAAAGAAGUGGCCAAAGUUUUCCUUGCCACCAACAGCGACUUUAACUACACUGAUGUAAGAUUACAAACAAUCAGCCACUUAACAAAUUACAGGACAAAUCAGCCUUUAAAUGGACUCAUUAUUACAACUUUUUGUCUUCUUUCUGUCAAGGCCAUCAUGAAAUACCUGCUCGAACGUAAUGUAAAGGUAAGGGCCCUUAAACUUCAGCUGGAAUAUUUGGAAAAUGUCUGUUUUAUUAAUUAAUCACUAACAUUUCUUUUCAUCCAAGUCUGGGAAGCCUCUGGGGUCAUGGCGCUCCUACUUUGACCUUAUCGUGGUCGACACCAGGAAGCCGCUGUUCUUUGCAGAGGGAACCGUGCUGAGACAAGUGGACACAGUAUGAGAGCCUCUUCAUACUUAAAGAUUUACAUAUUUAAGUAAAAUGCAGGUUCUAAAGAUGUGUUGGUUUCACAGGACACAGGAAAGCUGCGGAUUGGCACGUACGUAGGUGAGCUUGAACACGGGACAGUUUACUCUGGAGGUAGGAUCAUUAUGUGGUUCUUCUUUAUUCCAUGUCGGGCUUUUGACUGAAACUUUGAACUCAUUUUGAACAAACUUCUGUCUUUCUGUUGCAGGAUCUUCAGACAUCAUUUGUGAUCUGCUGAACGUCAAAGGUAAAGACAUCCUCUACGUCGGCGACCAUAUCUUCGGCGACAUCCUUAAAUCCAAGAAGCGUCAGGGCUGGAAGACUUUUCUGGUCGUACCUGAACUCGGCAAGGAGCUGAAGGUGUGGGAGGAAAGGAAAAGUAAGAACAAGUUUACAGCAUCUGGUUUCUGAAUACGAUGAUUCAAAGAUCCGAGUCAUGAUCAUUUGGGGGUUUUGAGAGUCCUGACCACUUUCUUGUUUUUGCAGAAUUGUUUGAAGAACUGAACAGUCUUGACAUCAUCUUAGCUGGGAUUUACAAGUAAGUCUGUGUCCAAAUGUACAUUUAAUUUUAGUAACGUUGUUGUCAUGACUGCUGCAUAUUUUUGUUAUUUUCCCGUGAAGAUGGAGUUACCUGAAUGAGGAAUUUUUUGGUUUGUGGUAGUUUUUGUACCUCCUGUGAACAAAGCAGUCUUUGCUUAUCUUGUCCUCUAAAUGCUCAAAGAGGGGGUAUCAUGCAUUUUUAAGUAAGUAAGUAAUAAUGUAAGUAAAGUUGAUUUAUAGAGCACUUUUCACAGAUAAAAAUCACAAAGCACUGUAGAUAAAAAGUGCAAUUAGAUGAAGAUAAAAUGGUACCGAAAAAUGAAUAAAUAAGUACAUAUACAUACGAAUACAGUACAGUAAAUAUGGAAAUAAAUGCAGAUAUAAAAGGUAAGUAAAAGAGACAAACGAAACCCUGUUAAUUAAAAGCUUGUCUAAAUAAAAAAGUCUUUAACUGCUUUUUGGAAGUUUUUAGACUCUAUACUUCUUUUCUGAUACCUCUCAAAAGCGUUACAUAAUUUUCAGAUCAAAAAUGUCUCCGAUUUCUCUCUCUGGUGUGUUAAAAUAUCAGUAUUUAAGCAUCCAUCUAAAAUGCUGCAUUUUAGCUGCUGUCUCUUUGAACCCUCCCCCUCCACAAGCCUACUGUCUUCUGAUUGGCCGCCUCUCCAGAUGCUUUCUGGUAGCCGGCAGAGGGCAGAGCUCCGUGUUUUGGCCUCGCCUUCCUCUAUUGUGUUCAAUCAGUAGAGCAGCGGAGCAGUGUUACCCCGCUCCGCUGUGGGUGUCACCUCACACGCUGUUGGAGGCAGGCUGUUCCGCUUUGCAGAAGUUCUCAGAUGAACUGGUAAGGAGAGCCCAUAAUGCCUUGUAGGCGUUCAGUGGGCCUCGCGUCUUCGCACAGAUUCCCGUUUUGAGCAGUUUACAUCUAUUUUCAGAGAUAAUGACAACAUAUGUUUGCAAAUUGAUCAUUUAUUGAUUAUUUUAAGUGGAAAUUGUAAAAACAGCAAAUUUUUUUCACUAUUUGGCUGACUCUGAAGCAUUGUUAAUAAGGAUACAAAAAUGGCCAAUCUUGCCUCUUGUUUGCUUUUGGAUAUCAUGAUAAAGCAUCCUUCUGAAUUUAAGUCUAAUUUAUGAAGGUAAAAAAAUUGUCAAGGGAGCUUUAAAGGGAUAUUCCGGCGUAAAAUUAAUUUAGGAUCAAACACACCAUAACACCGAGUUAGACACCCCCUCGAGAGAUGAAUGUUGCCGACUGCUUGCUUCUCUUUUUUUACCAACUUUAGGAACGACUGCAGGAUAGCAACACACAGCGGUCUGAGGAGCCAUAAACAAACCUUAACCAAAACGCCACUCUAUAGCUACAAAUAGUGUUCAGAACAGCACCUAACUUCAUCAACAGUACAUAUAGGGUCCUAGCCAUAGUACUAGUCACCAAAGAGACUUAACACAACUCACCUACUCUCCUCCAGCAGCCGCUUGUGUGUAGCAAGACUUCAGGCCAGUCCUCUGCUGUGGGUUGACGCAGCUCAAGGAAGUACAUUUAUGAUAAUUUUCUCAUGGAAAUGCAAUCAGACCAAGACAUAAAGGCAGAAGAACUAUCGCGUCUGCAGUGCAAAAUGAUUAAUAUUAUUACUUCAAGGAAAUGAUAAAGAAAUGAUCAUAAAUAUAAAACAAGCAGUCGGCAACAUUCAUCUCUCGAGGGGGUGUCUAACUAGGUGUUACGGUGUGUUUUGACUCUAAUUAAUUUUUUGCUGGAAUAUCCCUUUAAGUAACUUAUCCCUUUCUGUAUUUUACAUCUGAAGGCACCUGGAUCGUAGCAGUGUAAAGUCCUACGACAUUGGAGCCAUCCAGACAAGGAUGAAGGUGAGCGGCACACAUGACUACUAUAAAUUCACCACAUGUUGAAGCUGUAAAGAAAAAAACUUCUCCACCACCAUCAACUUAAGCAGCUCUGUUUAUUGGUCUUUGUCUUUAUCAUGAGCUCUUUACUAUGGGGUUGUGUUUGCAGGUGUUGACCUACAGGAUGGACAUGUCCUACGGUCAGAUGGGAAGCCUCCUGCGCAGCGGAGCCAGACAGACGCUGUUUGCCAGCCAGCUUGUGCGUUACGCAGAUCUCUACUCUUCCACUUGCACCAACCUGCUGUACUACCCCCUGAAUUAUCUCUUCAUUGCCCCUCCAGUGCUGGUCUGUACUCAGCCUUACUCACACACCUGUACAGAAAACCUGUCUGAGCUUCUCUUUUAUUGGUUAUCACCUUUUCCUUCCUCUUUCAGAUGCCACAUGAAGUACCGCCUCACCCAGCAGCUGAGUUUGUGACUCCAGAGCUCUCUGAUAUUGUCAAGAUCAUCAUAAGCUAAGGUAAUCCUCAUUGUCCUUCAGCUCAGUGAUAUCUUAAUCCAUAAUUAUUUGAUUUUCUUCACUCUUUCCUCUGAUCAUGUCUCCCUCUUGCAGCAGAUGGAGACGCUCCAGAAAACUCAGACGUGUUGCAUCUUUGCACUUGUCCUUGUUUACAUGCUGCCACGAUGCGCCUCCUUUACUUAAACUAACUUAUUGCUCCAUCUAGUGGUGAUGAAGUGCUUUGCAGUGCGAUGUUUAUUUAAUUAACCCUUAAAUUAUAUUGAGUUAUUAAACUUCACUAAAUUGUCUUCAGGUGUUUGUACCUGCUGGUGAAUGAGCACUUUUAAUGUCAGGUUUGUGUAAUGUAAUGGUUUUUCAAGAGUAACUUCUUACUUUGUCUUUCCAUUUAGUUCUUUUAAGUUAAAAGUUAUUGUAUAUGUGUUUAUUGUUUUAUUAAAGCACAUUGAUUUGAAUAAACAUGCCUAUGACGUCAUCAGUGUAAUUGUUAAAGGACUCUCUGGUGAGGUUAUGAUUGUUUGGAGGUGUGAAAAGGAGGCUGCAUUUUUAAAGGUGAUUUCUACAGAGUUUAGACUGUAGUUUGUUGAAUUUCAUUCACACAAAAGUGUACACAGCACAAGAGCCCGAACACUGUAUUUUCUAUCAUUUCCUUUUUUUUUAAUUCACUGAUGUAAACAGAAAAUCUGUCAUCUAAACAAGCAGUGGCAAGAAUUUUAGAGAAAGUGGUUUAAUCCUGGACUCAUCGAGCCUCAACUUUGACUUCAUGAAAUUUUAAGUACAGAGGAAAUAAUGAUUUUUCAUUUGGAUGAACCUCAUUGUAUUACCUCAGUUGACCACUGGAUGGCAGUGAAUCUGCAACACAGACAUCGCUAUGUCAGUAUCAGGAGACAGAAAGAGUCUAGAGUUCAAAGAUUGAGAUUUUAAUCCUAUUUUCUUUCAAUUCAACGCAAACAAGCUUCUUCUUCAGUGAACAUCAGCAGUGCAUUCACUCACAAACAAUCAAACAAACAAACACUAUAAUCACACUGACUGUCAUAAAUCUGUGAUAUCUGUGAUCAUUUUUGCUCUAAUGAAUCCCUAACCCUGACCCUAGGCACAAACAUCAGAAGUGGAUAAAUUAUUUGGGCCUUUCAGACACAAAAAGAAACAAAGAAAGAAAGAAAGAAAGAAAGAAAUACGGACGGAUAGACAGACAGACAGAAAGAAAAAGAAAGAAGAAACCCCACAUUGUGUAACUUCACUUGUUCAGGCCGGUCAAAGUGUUAGUGGAGCUACUUUCUGAAGCUUAAUCUGAUGUGAUUGAUUUGUGGAUUUAUUGGUUGUUAGAAUUUGAAAAGUGGAGCUGAAGCUGUCAGGUGGAGUGAGGAGGAGCAGAGCAGAUGUGUAAAGUAACAUCAAAUGAAAACGCCUAAACAGAGUACAGGUGCUUCAAAAAUGUUCUCAUGCUCCUCUAAACUGUUUGGUUCUGACAGUCUGUCUCCAGUUAGACCUGAAGCUUUUCUCUGAGCGCUGUCACACUUCAGAGAGAGCUGACAGGAAUGUGUUGUCUCUCUGCCUCACACACACACACACUCUCUCUCUCUCUCUCUCUCUCUCUCUCUCUCUCUCUCUCUCUCUCUCUCUCUUUCUCUCUCUCUCAGGGUUUGAUAUCACUGCUCACUUGUGAUUAUGUAUGACUGUUUUUUCUCUCUCAGGAAACUACUGUGGAGAUCUCGGAGUGCUCAGACUAUCACAGGUUUCCCGCUGCUUUUGUCUACCAUCACUUUAUGGAGCACCAUCACUGCUCUGAUAUUGUGAGUCUCAUCUUAAUAUUCACAGAGGUGGAGCAGAUGACAUAACACAGUGUCGACAGAUGUCAAGAGGCAGGUGAAACUUUGGCCCAAACCAACAGGCGAUAAAACUAAAUAUUAUCACGCAGAUUUAGAGCUAUGUUUUACUCACCGUGUCAACUUGAAUGUUACCAAUUCUGCACAUUUGCUUUAGGGAAAUACUGUCGACAGGCGAGCUGUUCCUUAUCUGUUGAGGGUCUUCACAAGAGUCGCCUCAAACUGAGUUCAACUUUGUGUUUUCUCUCUGUAGUUUUGUUUCCACUUAACUUCCUUUCAGCUGUUUCGUUUUAUUCUUGCUCCUCCACUUUAAAAGCUGUGGACAGGUUCACUUUGUAACACACCCUCCCUGCACACUCGGACACCUAAAUACACACACAAGUGUUUCCUAGAUGAUUCAAUUUCCUCUAUCAGGGCUAUUUCCGUUUCUUCGGAUUUCCUUCCUUAUUGUCUGCUUGUCACCUGGAUUUAUUGUUGUUUGGUGCCUUUUUUUGUCUGAUUUUAUUGAAAUUCUCAGGGUUUAUUUUCUCAGCUGCACUAGGCCAAAACUUUUUUUUCCUUUCAUGCUAACAUUAAACUAUUCUCUCAUCACUUCUCCUUCCAUUCUGUCAUCUCAAAAUCGGGUAUUUUAAGUUUAACGCAACAAAUUAAAUUGUGUAAUUCGAAGUUUAUCGCACCAGUUCUAACUCACUGCAUUUUAUAAUUCGAACAGCAUGAAGCCGAAGCGCUUAUCCUGUCAUUGUAGAGACAGACAGCAGACAUAACAGUAAACUGGAGCUCUGUAUCUUUAUCCAUACAAAACUGUAGAAAUGAAAAGAAGUAUAUCUCAAGAGAAUUGCUAGAAAUAUUCAGACUGCAAACAAAGUUUCACUUCUGGUUCAUUAAAAUCCUCCUCAAAACAACACUCCUUUCAAUGAUGGUCCUAGAAUAAGAGCACAUUUUCUGUCGAAUUGAAGAAAAUUGUUCUAAAAAGGAGGUUAAAUUGAUUUUUUCUACUCUGAUAAACACAAACUCAACCAUCCCCUUACUGAGAUGUAUCAUACAAGCAAUGCCUCCUCAUAUCUGUGUACCUGUGUUGUUUUAUAGCAUCAACCACAUGCAGAAAACAGAAAUUUGUAUAGCUUGAAAUAAUAAAACAGAUCAACGUCACAUAAUAAA